CUUGGUGAGAACGCCGCCAUUGUUGAGAAAAUAAAAUGUCACGAUUGUCAAGACCGCCAAAUACGUCGCUUUAUGUGCGAAAUGUGCCUGAUGGAACGAGACACAAAGACAAGAGUACAUACCACGGUCUAAGAUUACCAAGGUUACUAACAGGCUUGACACUUAACGCCCAUCCUUCUUGAGGGAAUGAGCAAGUUAACUCAAAAGAGCAAGAUCAAGUACCGUUGAAAGAGUCGAGUCUGACACAGAAACAGAAAUUUCAAGUCAUGUCGCUGUCGUGUUCAAGUAAAGUUAAAAGAUCAAGAAAAGGGAAAAGUAAAGGUCAAGAUUUGGACAAGAAUCCAAGAUCGGCUAUAAAGACCAAGAUCCUCGGAAAAGAAAGGGUUUGGUCUGUGGUUACGUUCGGACAAAGACUCGAGCAAGUUUCAGAGACGAGGCAUAUUUUGACAAGAUAAAAAAUAUCCAAUUUUGACAUCACAGCAAAAUUUUAGCAAAAAAAAAUCAUUUCAUGAACAGGCCUAGUUUGAAAUUAAUGAAAUCGGAGGGAGAAAUUUAUUUCCUUAUUUUACCACUGUUGCCAUCGUUUUCUGGAGUUAAUGCCAAAAAAAUUAUUACAAUUAGGAAGUUUUACUGAUAGUGAUAAUCGUCAUUUAGGCUCUCGCCAUGCUUAUGUAUACAUGCAAGCACUAACUGAAUAGCCUACGUUACAGUAUCUUAACAUGUAUUGGUAGAAUAUUCAUGUACAACAACUUGUGUCCUUUCACAAAAAUGAAUUCGGGGCUGUAUUUUAAUGAAUUGCAAUGCACAUGUAUUGAACAUAUAAGUUUUAAAAGUAUCCCACGAAAAGGUGGCAACAUGUGUUCUAGGGUUCUUGACAAACUGCAGACCUGUAAGUCUAUUCAUUAAAUGCCUACUUUAAUUUCAAAUGAGAACUUUUAUCCUAGAGUGGAGGUACAUUCAUGUACGUUGACUAUUGCACAACGCUAGUCUGAAGUACGCUGCAUGCAUACAAGUUGUGGUAAGCCCACCUGGCAUGGAAGUUGAGGUGUCCAUGGUAUUGGUACCUGUAGCUGUGUGUGAUAGUUUGAUGAACUACAUUUAGGUCUUGAAACAUUGGAAACAGCUGGGUUGAUUGAAGGAGAUGUGGUGAUGAAAAACAGGAUGAAGUUUUCAUUUGAAAUAUUAAGUGGUUCUAAAUCUGUAAGCAUAAAAGUAGUAUGAGUUGAUUACCUUCACAUUACAAUGCCAACUUGCAACACCUUGCUGAAAAGUGUGUAUCCUUUUAGCUCAGAAAUCGAACCCCGGAUUUGCACGAAUCUCUUUUUUUAGCUGUCCUUUAAAUGUCUUUUGUGCUUUGUCGUGGGGAGAAUUUAAAAUUACCAUCAUUGUUGGAUGGAGGAUUAGUUUAAGUUUUGUUUAGUUCAUUGAUAUAGAUGACAUUUUUAGGGGACAUAAUAAUAAUAUUGUAUUUUAAAAUUGAUUUGGAAAAUUGGAAGUGGUGAAAUGUUUUCUGGAGUAAACUACAUAAAACUAAAGAAUCUGAUUUUGUGGAAAGGGCCCUGAUAAAUGGAUGCAGAUAUUCAGUGAGUGAAAUUUUCCUGCUAGGUUUCAGCUGACAGUUGUUGACACCUAAUUUAAUUGGUUGCUGACUGCAAACAGUGGACACUGAACUUUGUUGUCACAGCCCUGCAUACUGUUGUAGAAUGCUGUGACUUCUGCCUGUAUGUUCUGUCGUUUUUGUUUCUUUCCAAUUCAUUAUGUUUUCGUUCAUUUCAUUCUGUUUUUUGUUACGUUUUUUUUGUUAUGUUCUUUUUAUGUUGCUUUAAAAAGUUUUCCAAAAUUCUGCAAAACUUCUUAUAAUCUUUCUUUUGUUUGAAUCUUUUUUUCUGUUGCUAAACCUGUCCUAGCUUCAAAUUCAAAAAAGUUUGAAUCUCACACAGACAGUCCCAGCCUACUUUGAAAAUUUGGUUUUUCAAGUCCAAUCACACUAGCCAUGCUGACUGGAACCUGAAAAAGUCUUCUGUUUUGAACCCAUUGACCUUAACUCUCAGUACAUUUGAUGACCAAGACGACGCAGAAGAUGCCAAAUAUGGCCUAGAUCGUAAACUAAUGUAUGGACAUGAGUUAGAGAUUGAAUUUGCACGAGGAGAUAGAAAAACACCUAAUCAGAUGAGGUCACGUGAACGAGUGCCACGAAGGAGAAGUCCGUACUAUGGAGGAGGAGGCGGUGGUGGCCGGUAUGGAGAUCGCUACGAUGACCGGUAUGACGACAGGAGAGGAAGGUACAGGUCGCGCAGUCGCAGUCCAAGGUACCGGUCACGAUCUCGAAGUUUUGACAGAUACCGGCGUCGAUCACGCAGCAGGAGCCCUUAUCGAGGAAGAUCUUACUACUCUCGCUCCAGAAGCCGUUCAGGAUCUCGGGCCCGUUCACACCGCCAUUCCCGCCAUCACCACAGAGAUCAUCAUCGCAGCCCAUCAAGAAGCCCACGCAGGUCACGCUCUCGCAGUCAGUCUCGCUCCAGAUCUGGUUCCCCGCCACGUGACGGCAGCAUGUUGCGGAGUCGGAGUCGCUCGCAGUGAUCAUCGAAAGCCAGUUGAGCUCAUGUAAAUAGUAGCUGAGAACAAGUACAAUACAGAUGAAUUUGACAUUGCGCAUUUGUAGGACAUUCCUGCUCCAACUUAGUGUGGACAACGUUAUAUUGAGUGGCUUAGCUCUCUGCUUCAGUGUAUGUCUGCUUGUGAAGUCUUGAUGUCAGAUUCCACUUCUUUUUACAGCAAGUUGCUUGAACACUUAGAACCGAGGUGUCUGGACAAUUUAUUGAUAAGAAUUUGGUUGGUCUGCAUUCAAAUUAAAGGUCUUUGUAGAUAACUGUUCACACAGUAUUUUUAUAAAGCGUGAAGUUGGCUGUUCAGUGAAAUUGUAACUUCUCAAUUUUUGGUGAGCCUGGGGAGGACAGAUUUUCUAAUUUUUGAAGAGUAACUAUUUCUGCCAGUUUAAGUUUUUAAAUCCCUCGGUGUCACUUGUAGUAAGGAAGCCAAUGUGUAUUGAAUGCUGUUAUCAUUUCUGCCAACUUUUCCAACAAAACAUUCAAGCUUGUCGUAAGCUUCGUUCACCUGCGUCCUCUGUGCUCCCUGAUUUCACAUUUGAAUAUUGAAAUAUUUGCACCUGUAAAUAAUUCCAUGUGUCAUCCUCCUUUGUUGGUUUGUAAUUUCCAAAAAGUGUUUCUAAUGGCGGUUGUAACAAGCUCUUUGUCAUGUUGUCAUCACACACAUACAGGCAAGGUAAAGGUGGUACAGUUAAAGCCCUGUGCCAACUGUUUUCUAUGCUGUUUGUGUUGUUAUUGUACCUCUCUGCCUUGAUUUGUUUCAUUCCCUUUUCAAUUAUUUUAUCAUCUUCUUAGACCGAGUAGACUUUGUACUUCAUUUAGGAACUGAAUACAUUUACGGCAAACAUUUAUUCUCUCAAUUAAUGUCAUCAAAACAAUGUGUUAUUACUUGCAGCAAAAUAACCUUGAAAAUGUGUGACUCUGUGGAAAGCAAGUCGUAGCGCUGAUCUUAAGAUAUUGUUUGUUUGUUGUUACAUACAUCUCCAAAAAAAUAGGGUAGGUUUGUAGGCUAAUAAUCUUUUGAUGAACUAGACUACAUUUUUGGAGUUGGGGUGUUUCUCUGGAUAUGUAGGGUAACUUCAAGCAAACAAUUUUUUGGGGGCAGCAUAGUGUCUGUUAUAAACGAAUCUCAGGUGAGGUCACAAGUGCUUUUAAGAAAAUUUAGUGUGAUUUCAUUUCAUCAACACCUUGAAGAAAGUGACUUCUGUGCACUUUGAUAGGAAUUCUCAUCACAAAUACUACCAUGUUAGUUCAAACCCAUUUUAAUCAUUGACAUUGUAAUCAGUUUUGGUUGUAGUUUUAGUGUAAGCCAGUUAUCAGCAUCAUUUUAAUGCCUCAUCUUGAAUUUUCAUUUGAUUAUUGAGGGUGUUACUUGGUGGUGUAAGAGUUUGUUUCAGUUAUUUAAAGGUGUAUUUUAGCCUGAUCUAUCUGCUUUGAUAUCGUGUUGCUUAGAGUAUCAUGUGUUCUGAAUUCUACUUAAGGUUCUGCGAAAUGACUUAAUUCUCAGAGGGCAAUUAGCCUACCAACUAGGCUGUACAUGAAUCACUGAAACUUGGGGUUGUACACUCUCAAGCUGAAUUAACACUAACAAAGCUUUUAUUUUACUCUGCUAGUUUAAGUCUUGAUUUCAGGCCCAAGAUUCUUCAAUGGAGGAAUUGACUAAGUGACUGUUGUAUUUGUUUAUAUGCCUAGAUUGUUGUAAACUGUAUAUCAGUGCAAGAACUGAGUCAAGUCACAUCAAUUAAAGUUGCUUGGUUAGUGACAGGGUCAAGGACAAACAUUUUUUGUUGACCGUCAGUUCUGGACUUAUCAGCUUGUCAACUUUUUCUUUAAACAUGAGUUGCUGCAUUUUGAAUUAAAAGUUUUACUUGUUCUGUUACUAUUGGAAAAACACUCUGUCCCGAAGGAAAAGAGUUGCCACUAUAUGGUGUAUUCAAUAAGCUAAGAAAUUUGAACUAUGUCUUUAUCAGAUCGUCCAAUUAAAUUUGGCCUUAGUGGCACAGCUGUGUACAUAAACAAAUACAUUCAGGUCAUUUUGAUUUGCUGUUGACCACUCCAUCUAAAAUAUCACUGCCCAAAACAGAUACUGCAACAUUUGUAUUUCAUUUCUGUAUCAUCAAUAAAUCAUUUUAUCAUAA
This is a messenger RNA of Lineus longissimus, 4744 nucleotides long. Its product is annotated as serine/arginine-rich splicing factor 10-like. The record is from RefSeq and is a predicted model, not a curated record. Gene Ontology annotation, cellular component: cytoplasm; nuclear speck. The coding region runs from base 2213 to 2608 and encodes 131 amino acids. Gene Ontology annotation, molecular function: RNA binding. Gene Ontology annotation, biological process: mRNA splicing, via spliceosome. Lineage: Eukaryota; Metazoa; Nemertea; Pilidiophora; Heteronemertea; Lineidae. The transcript is spliced from 7 exons.